Molecule: messenger RNA, 3768 nt
Organism: Calidris pugnax (ruff)
Lineage: Eukaryota; Metazoa; Chordata; Aves; Charadriiformes; Scolopacidae
Product: dipeptidase 2-like
Exons: 11
Coding region: 564-1859 (431 amino acids)
Biological process (GO): proteolysis
Molecular function (GO): metallodipeptidase activity
Source: RefSeq, a predicted model, not a curated record
ACAUGGCGCUCCAGUAGAAAUCCCUCCCAAACCAAGUUAUUCUGUGAUGAGGGGCACCUAUUUCUGAAGCAAUAUAAACAGAGCAGCCUUAGACACAUCCUGUGUUCGCUGGCAGAUGCCGGAGGGGCUGCACAAAGAGCCUGCAGCGAGAGGGAGGAAGCACCAGACGCUGGGCUGGGCGCCAGGCACGUGGGCUCCCGGGCAGGCGGCAGCCGGACGGAAAGCUCUCUGGCAGGAGUCACAUCUCUGGAAGCGGCAAUCUCCAAACCCUGUUGGGUGGGAAGCCCGUGGUGUGAGCUAGAGAAACACAGGAGGUUUCUUAGCUGCUGCUCUGAUGGCAGGAGGACCCAGCGCCCAGCCUUAGCUCUUGCAUCUGACGCACUGGAAUGUGGACUUCAACUGCUGCAUUUUCCUAAGAAGAAUUCACCCCAGCCUUAGGGGACGGAGAAGCAUUUGGCUCUGCCUAUACUGUUAAGCCUACAACUUCCUCAGGCUGGAAAUUUUGCUGUUUCGUUGUCAUCAGCAAAUAAUUGUGGUAUCUCUUUGCUGUAACGAUCUGGAAAAUGGAAAUGAAGAGAGACACAACCAAGUUGCUGCUGUGGCUGCUGAUGUUCUUUGAUGCUGUGGCCUUCAGCUAUGAGGAAUCAAUGGAAGAGAGAGCUAAGGAGUUGAUGAAAUAUACACGUUUAAUCGAUGGCCACAAUGACCUUGCACUGCGGCUGAGAAUAUUUUACCGAAAUAGAAUCAGUGGAGUCAACUUAAAAGAACUCAACAAGACACACACAAACCUUGCAAAACUUCAGGCUGGUUAUGUGGGAGCUCAGUUUUGGUCAGUGUAUGUUCUUUGCAGCGCUCAGAACAAGGAUGCUGUGCGUCUGACCUUAGAGCAAAUUGAUGUUGUCAAGAGGAUGUGUGACAGCUAUGAAGAGCUUACAUUUGUGACAACUUCCCAAGGUAUCUCUGACAGCAGAAGGAUUGCGUGUUUGAUUGGAAUAGAAGGUGGUCACUCCAUUGACAGCAGUUUGGCAACACUGAGGAUGUAUUACGACCUGGGUGUUCGUUACAUGACUUUAACACAUACCUGCAACACCCCUUGGUCUGAAUCAUCAUCCAAAGGAGUGCACAACUUUUAUCCCAAUGUUACUGGUCUGACUGCAUUUGGUCAAGAAGUGGUGAAGGAGAUGAAUCGCCUGGGUAUGCUGAUAGAUUUAUCUCAUACUUCAUAUUCCACAGCAAAAGCUGCACUGAAUAUCUCAAAAGCACCAGUAAUUUUCAGCCAUUCCUCGGCAUUUUCUGUUUGCAAUCACUCAAGAAAUGUUCCUGAUGAUAUCCUCCAGCAACUGAAAAAGAACAAGGGAAUUAUCAUGGUGACUUUCAGUGCAAAUGUACUGGCCUGUGGCAGGAAAGUUGUUAAUGUUUCUACCCUUGCAGAUCACUUUGACCACAUAAAGAAAAUUGCAGGUGCAGAAUCCAUAGGAAUUGGUGGUGACUACGAUGGAGUGGAACGUUUCCCUGAGGGUUUGGAAGAUGUUUCUAAAUACCCUGCUUUGAUUGUGGAGCUUCUUAGAAGAGGAUGGAGUGAAACUGAACUGAAAGGGGUCUUAAGGGAGAACUUUCUCCGUGUCUUCAGAGAAGCGGAAAAUGCGCGGAGCACCAGCGGGCCAAAGGAUGCAGGCGAAAGUGAAAUCCCCCAAGAAGAAGUAAAAAAUCCCUGUCGCCUAGACCUACAGAAUCAACAGCUUCAGAGACCAAAUCAAGAGUUUCAGAUAGCCAGUUCCUUUGGACUUCCCUCUGUGGCAAAACCUUUUAGUCUGACAGUUGUAAUUGUAUCAUAUUUAAUACUGUAUUUUGAAUCAUAGAAUCUAUGGAGUCUAGAGUGAGACACACGUAGUAAUUGGCAAUGCAACUAGUGGUCUUUGGGUUGUUUUUUUUUUAUAAUGAUGUAAAGCUAUGCUGCUUUUUUUAUAUAAUUUCUAUAGAUUCACCUGCAUACUUGAAAGUUAGUGUAGAUUUAAACUGUUAUAGCAAAAGCAUUUAGAAUUUGAAGUGAUAAAUUCUGUGUCAUCUUGGCUAAACCAAGAUUUUUUAUUAUAAAUCUGCUCUUUCAGCCGUUGGAACACGUUUUCAAAUAUACAAGGUAUGUGAGGUUAGAAGCUACAGAAGAGCAUAUACUGUGCUAGGCCUAUUGUUGGUAGGCUAAUAUGGCUCAAACCUGGAAUUUCAAUCAAAUAUCCAGAGAUUGAUGAUGAAGUUGUAAGAUGGCCGUACUACAUCUUUGUAGGGUCAUUUCCCAGUGCUUGCUGGUAAAUGCCUUUUCAUGAUACUUGCUGUUAAUUGUGAUUUUUAUCUCAUGACAUGCUUUUAUUUACUGAUAGGACAUCUACAGAGUUUAGCCAUAGUAUAAAAUAAAAGUCCUGUAAUUGAUUUAAGGACAGCAGAUGGGCCACAGAGAUGAUGAAAGGACUGGGAAGCCAUAUGAGGAAAGGCUGAGAGAACUGGGUUUGUUCAGCCUUGAGAAAAGAAGGCUAGAGGGAGACCUUAUCACCAUGUUCCAAUAUUUAAAGGAUGGCUACCAAGAAGAUGGAGAUUUCCUUUUUACAAGGAGUCAUGGAAAAGAUAUGGGCUAAUGGGUACAAGUUACUUUUGGGGAGGUUCCAAUUGGAACUAAGAUGAAAAUUUUUCACAAUGAGAACAAUCAGAAAUCAGAAUGAUCUCCCCAGGGAAGUGGUGGAUUCCCAAACAUUGGACACUUUUAAGAUUCAGCUGUACAGGGAGCUGGGCCAUCUUGUCUAGACUAUGCUUUUGCCAAGAAAGGUUGGACCAGAUGAUCCUUGAUGUGCCUUCCAACGUGGUAUUCUAUGAUUCUAUGCUUUGUAAACACAUAAAGUAUUUAACAAUUGCAAGACAAGGCUGAGCACAAACAGAAUGGAAACAGCAAGUCAGUUGUUCUUCUAGAGUUCGUGAGGCAGUUCCCACCAUCCACCUCUGCAUUCCAUAUACAGGUAGGGUUUCUGGAAGAAGACUGUUCUUUUAGUGCUUCAAAAUGAAGUUUCUCUAAUUCUCCUGACAAAGUGGUCUCCUUGGUAAGUAUAUUCUGAAUAUACUACUGCCAAUUCCUGACUAUUUUACAAAUCAUGUUGAAUAAUCUUGUUGCACACAAGCCAAGUUUGUAAGAACAGUUUCUUAGUAAAUAUUGAUCCUGGUUGUGCAUCUACAAUGGGGAAUUACUGCUCCGACUCAGAUGUCUUGCCUUCCUGAUACUGCUUGACUGGCAUCAGAACUUAUUUUCCUGGUAAAAUGACAAAUUCAAUUGGGCAAAUAAUUUCUUCCCAUGAAGCUGCGAACGGCUUCAUAAGCCAUUGAAAAACUGUCAUCCAUGGUCUCUUUUCACAGAAUAUAUGUCUGAUAAUGACUUCAUUACAUAUUUGAAAUGUGAGAUGCUUUCUUAUUCCUUCCAGCCUUUUUCUUUCUAUUGUGUUGUCACUUUCUUGCCUGCUAAUUUCUACUGGUUUUUUCCAUACUACAGCAUGGAUUAAAAUAUAUAUUUAUUUUCUUAAAGAUACAGAGAAUACUUUUAUAUGACUGAUUUUGCCAUACUAUAGAUAUUUGUAGUUUAUUUCUUUGUUUUACCGAUAGCGUAUUGCACUUAUUUGUUUGACUGCUUUGUGCAAUGAAUAAUCUGUAACCUUGUGGCAGAUCAUAUACAUGAAAUUUAAAUAAAAUAUCGUUUAAUUGUGUUCAGAUACUGGUGUAAUCUCCCAAAACAAU